AUGUCCAGCAACAAACCUAUUGUUCUCCGCCUCGGCGAGGACAUCAAAUACAAUCACGACUACUACAAAGACGUAUUCACAGACCGGUUCAUCGUCGUAGCCAAUGAGGAAACCGACCGGGCAUCUUUCAUCAAAGCCCUCAAGGAGAAAAAGUAUGGCGACUUCUCCGCCAUAUUCCGCCCGCAUUUCCAGAGUGGCGGCGAAAUGGGCCAGUGGGAUGACGAACUCAUCUCCCUCCUGCCUCCAUCCGUCCGCAUCUUCGCAUCCGCGGGAGCAGGUUUCAACUGGGCCGAUGUGGAUGCCCUCGGCCGUCGCAAGAUUUGGUACGCCAACGGUGCCGGCGCCAGCGACGAGGCAGUCUCAGACACGGGACUGUUUAUGAUCCUCUCCGUCUUCCGCAACUUUUGGAGGGCACAGAGGGCGGCGAGGACGUGUGAUCCCGAACAGUUCCUGGCUAUGCACCGGCUCGUGGGAGGGAUAUCAUGGAGCCCGCGCGACCACGUGCUCGGGAUCGUGGGGCUGGGGAACAUCAGCAAGAAGCUUGCCUACAAAGCUCGCACGGGGUUGGGUAUGAAGAUUCAUUACUACGAUGUUGUCCGUUCGCCGCCCGAGGUCGAGGAAGAGUUGCAAGCAACCUUUCAUCCGACGCUGCACGAACUCCUGGCGGUGUCGGACUGCGUGACGCUUCAUACCCCGCUCAAUGCUCACACGCAUAAUUUGAUCAACAAGGAAGCGCUUGCAUCUAUGAAGGAUGGGGCGCGGCUUAUCAAUACCGCACGUGGCGAGAUUGUGGACGAAGAAGCCUUGAUUGAGGCUCUGCAGAGCGGGAAGUUGUCUGCUGCUGGUUUGGAUGUGCAUUACCACGAACCGCAAGUAUCUAAGACGCUUGCGGAUAUGGACAAUGUGACUCUGACAUGUCACAACGGUGGAGCGGCUAUCACAACGCGGGUGAACUUUGAGCUGAAUGCUAUGAAGAACAUUGUUGAAGUGGUCGGAAGUGACGGCCGUCUGGUUGGGAAGCCAUUGACAACGAAACAGGAUGCCGAGCAUACGGAGAAACGUCAGGCUCUGUUGCCGGAAGAGCUGCCGCUCCCUCAAGAGUUGGAGCAUAUGGGGAUCGAGGAGUUGAGAGUCCUUGAAAGGGGUCUGACACGCCGCCUUGAUCUCACGCUGAUGCCGACGGUUUUCAUCUUAUUCCUUCUCAAUAUCCUAGACAGGAAUAACAUAGCAAGUGCCAAGAUCACAGGACUUACCGAGACACUCAACAUCACAAACGCCGAGUACAACACCUGCUUACUGAUGUUCUACGUUGGAUACUGCAUCACCCAAGUUCCCUCGAAUCUCAUCAUCGGAAAAGUCAGACCUUCUUACUACAUCUGCCUCAUCACUUCGCUAUGGGGCGUUCUCUCCAUGUCCCAGGGCUUCACCACCAAUUUCUCCCAGCUUGCCGCUGUCCGCUUCAUUCUCGGUCUGGUGGAGGCUCCGUUCCUGCCUGCUGUCUUCGUUUUGAUGUCUUGCUGGUACAACAGAAAGGAGCUGCCUCCAAGAAUCGCGAUUCUCUAUGGCGGCAACAUGCUCGCUACGGCUUUCUCGGGGCUGAUUGCCGCAGGUAUCACCUCUGGUAUGGAAGGCAAGGCAGGACGCCCAUCGUGGGAAUGGCUUUUCAUCAUUGAAGGCGCCAUGACUGUAGUCAUUGCCCUUCUCCUCCUUCCCCUGCUCACAGAUUACCCGCUUCAAAGCAAGCAUCUCUUCCUAUCACGGGAGCAUCAGCUUUACGCCGAAUGGCGAAUCCGUAAAGAGAAUGCCGGCAUCGUUGACGAAGACCCCGAGUCAAUUUUCUGGGGGCUCAAACAAGCACUCAUUGAUCCAAAGCUGUACUUCUUCAUCGUCCAGCAGAUGGCUUUGAUCACGGCGCAAAGUUUCAACAACUUCUUCCCCUCGAUUGUAGGAACCCUAGGCUACGGCCAAACAACAACGCUUCUUUUGACGUCCCCGCCAUACUUUUUUGCCUUCAUUGUUUCGUUGUGCGUGUCCUUCCAUGCAUCGCACAAAGACGAACGUGGCUAUCAUAUUGCGGUCCCCAUGAUUUUUGCCCUUCUCGGAAACCUCUUGGCCAUGUUCGUACCAAGUCUCGGCGGACGAUACUUUUCCAUGUUCCUCAUGACCGCCGGCUCCUACGCGCCUUACAAUCUCUGCGUGAGCUGGCUCAGCUCUUCUCUCCCGCGUCCCCGAGCAAAGCGUGCGGCCGCUCUCGCCAUUGUCAAUUUCAUGGCCGCUGGCGUGGCGCACUUUUACACAAGCUACAUGUUCCCCGAUAGCCAAAAGCCAAGGUACUAUGCCGGUGGCGCUGUGAUGUCCGCGGCGUGUUUGAUAUGUGCCGCCGUAGCCUUGUCAAUCAAGUACUACCUCAAGAAACAGAAUGAGAAUUUUGAAGAGGAGGAGCGCUUGGGUGUUACGAGUCAUAGUCAAAUCGCAGGGUCAAAAGCUGGGCGUGGUGGUGAAGGGGUUGUCUCUUUUCGAUAUGUGCAUUAG
Colletotrichum orchidophilum is the source of this 2532-nucleotide messenger RNA. Its product is annotated as 2-ketogluconate reductase. The record is from RefSeq and is a predicted model, not a curated record. Gene Ontology annotation, biological process: transmembrane transport. Gene Ontology annotation, cellular component: membrane. Bases 1 to 2532 code for a protein of 843 amino acids. Gene Ontology annotation, molecular function: transmembrane transporter activity; oxidoreductase activity, acting on the CH-OH group of donors, NAD or NADP as acceptor; NAD binding. Lineage: Eukaryota; Fungi; Ascomycota; Sordariomycetes; Glomerellales; Glomerellaceae. The transcript is spliced from 7 exons.